Ascoidea rubescens DSM 1968 is the source of this 540-nucleotide messenger RNA. It is a transcript of the gene DYN2, whose product is annotated as dynein light chain. The record is from RefSeq and is a predicted model, not a curated record. The coding region runs from base 103 to 372 and encodes 89 amino acids. Gene Ontology annotation, molecular function: dynein light intermediate chain binding; dynein intermediate chain binding. Lineage: Eukaryota; Fungi; Ascomycota; Saccharomycetes; Ascoideales; Ascoideaceae. The transcript has 2 exons. Gene Ontology annotation, biological process: microtubule-based process; cilium assembly. Gene Ontology annotation, cellular component: cytoplasmic dynein complex.
AAGUUCUUAAAAACCAGAAGUUACGAGAAGAUAAUAGAUAUAUCAAUCGAUAUCAUUAGGUUGUUGUAAUUAGUAUAGAGAGUAUUUGUUUUUGUAUUCAAGAUGGCUGAUAAUAAGAAAGUUAUUAAGAAUACCGAUAUGGUUGAAGAAAUGCAAACAUUUGUGCUAAAGUUGUCUGAUCAAGCUAUAACCGAAUACAAGUUAGAAAAGGAUAUUGCAGCAUUUUUGAAGAAAGAGAUGGAUAAGACAUAUGGAACUACAUGGCAUUGUAUUGUUGGUAAGAAUUUUGGCAGUUAUGUUACACAUGAGAUGGGCAAUUUUAUUUAUUUUUACGUUGAUGCAUUAGCAAUUUUAUUAUUCAAGACUUCAUAAUUUUUGAAUGGUUUAAGAUAGUUCAAAAUAAAUCAAUGAAUCAAUGACUCAUAAGAGAAAUGGAUUAAACAAUUUAUUUUUAAUGAAUUAUUUCUAUAGUAUAAAUAUUAUUUAAAAUAACAAUAAUAUCAGAAGCUGUUUUUUGUUUUCUACACUAUUCAUAGUUUC